This is a messenger RNA of Acanthoscelides obtectus, 1775 nucleotides long. Lineage: Eukaryota; Metazoa; Arthropoda; Insecta; Coleoptera; Chrysomelidae. The record is from the annotation of a GenBank genome assembly.
UCUGGGUUAAUACCAUCGCGUAUACGGAGAACCAGAUUCUGGCGUCGUUCGAUCCGUACUGCCCAGUACGACUCGCGGAUCGACUGUGAUUAAGCAUAAGCAUGUACGCGAGCAGCGCCUUGCAAUGGUACCUUCUCGGCACGUUUUGGUUCCACGCAAUGUGCGGAUGGUACUCGGUCGAUGGAACCACCUUGCGGAACCACCGUGACGUCGUCGGCGAUGGCGGAGAAGCGGUACCGGUACAUCGAUAUUAUCAGGAGCGCACCGGUGAUAAGGAAGUAGUGCACGGUACGAUGGUUGUGAAUAGUAGUACCUAUCCAAGGAGUGGGGCUGACGAUAUGGUGAUUCGUGAUAGUAGUACACAGAGGAACGAUAGUAAUAACGACGGAUUAGGGAUUAAAGAGUUAGUACCGAGGAAUACUACUGCGAAUUUGUACCAGGAUCGCAGCACCACCAAGGAGGUAGUAUCAAGUGCAACGCCAGUAGCGUUACCGGAUCAAGUUGAUGAAAGCAGUACGACUUCACGGAAUCGCCAAAGGAAAGGUGAAAGAGAUGUGGUACAGAAAAAGAGUGAAACAAACAACGACGAGGGAGGUUCCCCUUUCAAAAGACAAAAUGUGAUUAACGGUAGUACUUUUGGGUAUCGGUCGAAUCAUACGCUGGAUGUUACAGGUGAAAUGCUAAAUACUUCGUCCGACCACCUACCAUCAAAAACGUCAACCUCCACCGAUUCUGAAGAGGUAGUGCUUGCUGGCCGAGGAAUGAAGAUGCCCAAACCAAAUAGUCAAACAAUGCAGUACCUGCUUGUCCCAGGCUUCAUCUUAUCCGGCCUUCUACCAUGGGUCAUGCCGAAACUGCAGAUGAUCGCCAUGGCUCUGUCCAUGGUCAACAAUAUGGCUUUCACCAGCGCGCUGUUUACUCUGAUAAGGAACUUCAUUUUUGAGAGGGAAUCUGCCCAGAAUGUGUUGUAUAUCAAUAACGGAUAUAAGAAGAGAAAUAGGCAUCGCAAUAAGGGUCAUCUAGAACAUGCCCCAAUUCAGUAUGACCACCAUGGUCCUGGCUCAGAUCACUAUGAGCCUCCUGGUAGCUACGAAUAUCAAGAAUAUGCUCACCGUCCUUCUGGUUUAGAUCACCAGGAGUAUCCUAGCAAUCACAGGGAGUACCAGCAGUUUCAGGAUCAUUCACCGAUACCUUUAGGGUGGGAGAGUCAGGGGCCUCCUGAUAAAUUCAGUGAAAAAUGGAGGAGAUCCAAUAUUUCUUAAAAAUCAUUCCGAUCUUAAACCAUACUUUACAUAGUGAUGUAUUUCCUAUUAAUUCCAGUAAACUAAACUGUAUCCAUCGAAGAAACAAAGUAAAAUCAAACAUAUACACCCGUAAUGCACGUGAUUAGGAACUUAACCGUAGGAGACGCUACAGGGCCGUAUCAAGCUAUUGUGACUGAUCUAUAAAAAAAUGUCGUACAAGAUAUGUGUUGCUGUAAAUUCUAUCAAAAGCAUAGUAAAUUAUCAGGAAUAUACCACGCCUUUCUAAUCAUAUUUCGACAUUAGGAAUCAGUGCAAAAAAUUCUGUAUUCACCAUUUCAGCAAAAUGUUACUAAAACGCACACGAAAAAAACUUGUGGACCAUCUCAAUUGAAAUUGUUCAUAUUUUAUUAUUAACUUACAUAUAUACCCAAUAAUAUUUACAAAUCAACCUUCUAUUCACAAUGCAGAGCAAAUUUUUUUGAGCAAAUAGAAACUACAGACGUAGUAGUAGUAGUACAAAAGUUUAUUACA